Messenger RNA from Acromyrmex echinatior (Panamanian leafcutter ant), 1434 nucleotides. Its product is annotated as putative tubulin polyglutamylase TTLL9. Gene Ontology annotation, molecular function: tubulin binding; tubulin-glutamic acid ligase activity; metal ion binding. The record is from RefSeq and is a predicted model, not a curated record. NCBI's taxonomy places the organism in Eukaryota, Metazoa, Arthropoda, Insecta, Hymenoptera, Formicidae. Gene Ontology annotation, biological process: microtubule cytoskeleton organization; protein polyglutamylation. Gene Ontology annotation, cellular component: ciliary basal body.
AUGAAUAAUACGCAAAAGAUAUUCGAGGAUUCGCGAAUUAGCCCUUUACAGAUCGAAAUAACCAAAUAUGGUGCAGAAAAAAAAAUAUGCAACUUAAAAAAAAAGCAGAAUUCUGAAGAUAAAAUCGUCAAAUUCCGUUGUGAUUUUCCUUCCACGCAAGUUGAAGUGAUGUUGGCAAGAGGUUGGACUCAGAUAGUUGAUCCUGAAGAUACUAAUUGGCACUUAUGGUGGUGCGAUACGGGAGAUGUGCUGCGACAGGUAUUGGAUGGGGACCGAAAGAAGCUGCGCCCUUACCAGCGGGUGCCACACUUCCGUAAUCACUAUGAGCUCACGCGAAAGAAUUACCUAUACCGCAAUCUCAAACGUUAUAGGAAGGCCCUCAUAAGGGCUGGAAAAAUUGCCGAGGCUCGUAUCAGCGAUGUCAUGCCUGUGACCUUCGAGCUACCUAGUGACUAUCUGAUGUUUGUCGAGGAAUAUCAUAAGCAACAAGGAGCCACAUGGAUCGUCAAACCAGUAGCAAGAUCACGCGGCAACGGUAUCUUUCUAUUUAGAAAACUGAAGGAUCUUAUAGAAUGGAAAAGCAGAGAGGUCAAAUCGCAACAUCAGGAUGAAAUUUAUGUUGUUCAAAAAUACAUUGAUAAUCCUUAUCUCGUCGCAGGGCGAAAGUUUGAUCUACGCAUUUACGUAUUGGUGACAUCAUUUCAUCCUUUGAAAGUAUGGUUAGCUAGGGAAGGUUUUGCUCGUUUAUGUGGCCAAUUGUUUGAUCUGGAAAACAUUGACGACAACAGAGUGCAUUUGACAAAUACGGCAAUACAGCUGAAAGCAAGUCAGAAUACCGAGGGUAUCUCUUCGAUAAAUGGCGAGAAUGGGGAGUGGAGCUGUAAAUGGGCAUUGAAUAAGCUCAGGGAUUAUUUGAUAGCUUAUUAUAAGACGGAAGUGGUUGAAAAUUUGAUGCAACGCAUUGCGGGCGUGAUAAUGGCGAGUCUACUGGCAGUACAACCAUCCAUGAUGCAAGAUCGCAACUGUUUCGAGCUCUAUGGCUACGAUAUACUGCUCAGUGAUGAUCUUCGACCUUGGUUAUUGGAAAUCAACGCAUCCCCAGCCUUAACAGGCACCGACAACGAGGAUCAACGUCUGAAAUCAGAUCUGGUUGACGACGUCCUCAAUGUCCUCGACUUUGAGGGUUGCUUCAGCGGACACGAGACCAGAAUUGGGGGGCUGGAUCUGCUCUGGGACGAUGGACCAGUUUGGACCAGCUGCCCAUACCCCGGCAUUCAUACGGAUGUGAUUUCCAAUGAUCUCAGGAGACUCAACAUCUUUCUCGGAGCAAUUAAUGAUCGUCAAAAGCAGCUCUCUUUACUGAAAAGUCAGCUAAUUGAAAAACGAAAAGCAGGACAAAAUUACUCUCCUAUGCUGCAAUAUUAUUUAAAAUAA